AUGACAAAGAAGAAAAAGUCAAAUACAACAAGAUCUGCGUCUUCCACAGCUAACAAUAAUGCAAUGACCGCCACAAAAGACACCACCACCGAUAAUAACACAUCCUCGCCUGUAGCCAAAACUGAGAAUCAUCACCAUAAUGCAGAAACAAAACCAAAUCAAUCUACGUUCACUAAAAAAUCCUCGACUUCACGAGCACAGUCAAGCGGUAACGUGGCACCCUCCACAGACGCAGGCACCACUUCACAAAGUGGUGGUGGUGGCGUAGACGAAGAACAACAGUCUGAAGAACAGCAAAAAGGAUUCAAAGGGAAAGCAAAAAAAGAUAUGCAAGACGUGGAAGGAUAUCAUGCCGAGAAGGCUGAAAGUAUUGAUGAAACGAAAUUAGAUCAGGCAUUGACAUUUGUGAAAGAAGAAAGUCAGAAACAAAAAGCGCAAAAACUACAAAAGCAACAAGAACUUGAAAAGAUUUCUGAAAUGCAAGUGACACAACAAGUUGCCGAUCGAAUUCUACGCGAAAAUCAGGGUGAUGUUGUGGCAGCGUUGAAAGCAAUUAUUCUUGCCUAA
This is a messenger RNA of Ambispora leptoticha, 567 nucleotides long. Lineage: Eukaryota; Fungi; Glomeromycota; Glomeromycetes; Archaeosporales; Ambisporaceae. The record is from the annotation of a GenBank genome assembly.